Messenger RNA from Cyphellophora attinorum, 984 nucleotides. Its product is annotated as Ubiquitin carboxyl-terminal hydrolase 2. Gene Ontology annotation, molecular function: cysteine-type deubiquitinase activity. Gene Ontology annotation, cellular component: cytoplasm. The transcript has 3 exons. The coding region runs from base 1 to 984 and encodes 327 amino acids. NCBI's taxonomy places the organism in Eukaryota, Fungi, Ascomycota, Eurotiomycetes, Chaetothyriales, Cyphellophoraceae. Gene Ontology annotation, biological process: ubiquitin-dependent protein catabolic process; protein deubiquitination. The record is from RefSeq and is a predicted model, not a curated record.
AUGGCAGAAGAGGCUGCAGCGGGGGGCUGGAGCACUAUUGAGUCUGAUGAGGGUGUCUUCACAUCGCUCAUCGAGCAACUCGGCGUCAAAGGCGUACAAUUCGAAGAGAUCAUAUCACUGGAUGCCGAUUCGAUUAAGGCUCUGAGUCCGGUAUACGGCGUGAUAUUCCUCUUCAAAUGGAUCGGAUCUAGUUCGACGGACGGGCGAAGUCCGCAAGACGGGAGCUACGAUGCUUCAGCUGUGGAGGAUCACGGAUUAUUCUUUGCGAAUCAGACAAUACAAAAUGCAUGCGGGACCCAGGCAAUCCUGUCAGUCAUACUCAACAACGACGAGAAGAGCGCCAGCGGACAUCACGAGCGGAUCGAAAUCGGGCCGUCUUUGAGCGAGUUCAAGGACUUCACGAAUGGCUUUCCCUCAGACUUACGAGGCGAAGCCUUGUCGAAUUCAGAUCUGAUCAGAGAUACACACAAUACUUUUGCACGCUCUAGCCCUUUCGCCGAUGAAACACAGCGGGAUGCAGGGGCGCCGACUGAGGAUGUCUUCCAUUUCAUCGGCUACACCUCACACCAUGGGAAACUUUAUGAGCUUGACGGUCUGCAACCGCAACCUAUCAGCCACGGAGAUUGUACCUCGGACGAACUACCAGAGAAAAUCAUCCCAGUACUGCAGAGGCGGAUUGAGCGCUAUCCACCAGGGGAAGUGCGGUUCAAUCUUAUGGCCGUGUGUGGAGAUCUGCGAGAACGCGCGAAGGAAUAUCAGGACUACGAUGGGCUGGCUAAGGAGCAGCUGAAACGUGCGAAGUGGGACUGGGAGAAUGCUUUGCGAAGACACAACUUCGUGGGCUUCACGGGGGAGGUGCUGAAGGGUGUCGUCGGCACGAAGUUGAAGGCUGGCACGUAUGACGACUGGGUCAAGGAGGCCGAGGCGGCGACUGCGAGAAAGCUGCGCGAGCGUAGGGCGCGCGGCCAGGAAGAAACAGCUUGA